Molecule: messenger RNA, 957 nt
Organism: Perkinsus marinus ATCC 50983
Lineage: Eukaryota; Perkinsozoa; Perkinsida; Perkinsidae
Product: NADPH--cytochrome P450, putative
Exons: 1
Cellular component (GO): cytosol
Molecular function (GO): sulfite reductase (NADPH) activity; flavin adenine dinucleotide binding; FMN binding
Source: RefSeq, a predicted model, not a curated record
AUGCCUCCUCAAACUAUUCAGCUUGGUUUGAAGAAGAACGAUCGUCUUACUCCCAGCGACUACGAGAGGGAUAUUCGUCAUUUGCGCUUCGAAUUGGAGGAUGGUCAGGAUCUUCCCUAUCUUCUUGGUGAUGUCCUCAACAUCCACCCCAUGAACGAGGCUGGCAGAGUUAGUGCUUUCCUUCAGUCUUAUGGUCUCAACCCCUCGGAGAUGGUCAAGAUCACUCCUGUAUCCGAGAACAUCGAUGCUCGCAAGCGCGCUGCUUCUCUCCGUCCCCGUACUAUCUCCCAGCUCUUUGAGGAGUCUUUGGAUAUCUUCGGUCGUCCCAACAGGGCUUUCUACAAGACUCUGUCCAAAUUCGCUGAGGAUCCCAAGGAAAAGGCUGAGCUGGCGUUGAUCGGCAACCCCGAUGAUACCAAGGGUCGUGAUAUGUACACCAAGCUGGCUGGUGAGACUGUGACCUUCGCUGAUAUCCUCAAUAAGUACACCAGUGCUCGUCCUUCUCUUGAUCAGUUGAUCACUCUCAUCCCUUGCACUAAGCCUAGGCUCUAUUCCAUUGCUAGUUCCCCGAGGUUCGUUGGUCCUAAGGCCAUCGAGCUUGCUGUUGUGAUUGUUAACUGGACUACUGCCUCUGGUGUCCGAAGAACUGGUACUGCUACCGAUUAUAUCCAGCGUAUCGUGCCGGGUCAGAAGACUACCGCCACUAUCACUUCUGGUAGCUUCAAGUUCCCCGAGAGCCCGAUGACACCUAUGAUCAUGGCUGGCCUUGGUACUGGUCUUGCUCCCUUCCGCGCCUUCUCUCACGAGCGUGCUUGGAUGAAGCGUCAGGGCAUCCAGACUGGUCCCAUGUGGCUCUUCUAUGGGUGCCGUCAUCAGAGUAAGGAUUACAUCUUCGGUAACGAGCUCGAUGGUUUCGUUAAGAGGGUGCCAUCACUGAGCUUCAUCCCGCAUUCUCUC